UCCUCUAAUGCAGCUUUCAGAAAUAAUACCUUCACAGAAGGUAGAUGUAAUUGUGGUAUCUUUGGGAUUUUUGGGAGGAGCUCGUAGCGGAGCUAGAAGGAGUGAACUUCAUGGUAAUACAUCAAUACAGGGAAGGUAAUAGUGCGGUUGAUUUUCUUGCUAAGGAAGGAGAAACGGGAACAAUGUAAUCUAUGAAGAACAACAUCUUUUAUCACGUUAUCUGAAAGGUAUACUUUGGAUGGAUAGUGAAUAAAAACUGAAGGCGCUGGAGAGCAUUUUUAACAUCAAGAAAUCCCCCAUAAUGGGAUGUGUUUGUAUGAAGCAGAAGCUGAGGUACAACCAGAAAGCUGCUCUUGCAGCUCAAACAUGUUUUAAUGUUAAGGACAUUGAAGUUUUGUACGAGUUGUUUAGGAAAUUAAGCAGUUCUAUAGUUGAUGAUGGGUACAUCAGCAAGGAAGAGUUUCAGAUUGGCUUAUUCAGGAACAGCAAAAACCAGAAUUUCUUCGCAGAUAGGAUUUUCAGUUUGUUUGAUACCGAACAUGAUGGGCUGAUAGAAUUCAGAGAGUUUGUUCAAUCUUUGAGUGUUUUCCACCCAGAUGCCCCUCAAACAGCAAAAGUAAAUUUUGCAUUUCAAUUAUAUGAUGUACGAGACACAGGCUUCAUUGAGCAUGUUGAGGUCAAGGAGAUGAUUGUGGCUUUUCUAAAUGAGUCCGAUGUGCUCCUUCCUGAUGACAUUGUUGAAACCAUUGUUGAUAAGACGUUCAAAGAAGCAGAUCUAGGAGGAGAUGGAAAAAUUGAUCCAGAAGAAUGGAAGGAGUUUGUGGCUCGGAAUCCAUCCAUACUGAAGAAUAUGACUGUUCCAUACUUGAAGGACAUGACAACUGCAUUUCCUAGUUUUGUGCUGAGACCAGACAUUCAAGACGAGAUCAACAACAUCCCUUGA
This is a messenger RNA of Malania oleifera, 943 nucleotides long. Its product is annotated as calcineurin B-like protein 7. The record is from RefSeq and is a predicted model, not a curated record. The coding region runs from base 302 to 943 and encodes 213 amino acids. Gene Ontology annotation, biological process: calcium-mediated signaling. Gene Ontology annotation, molecular function: calcium ion binding; kinase binding. The transcript has 9 exons. NCBI's taxonomy places the organism in Eukaryota, Viridiplantae, Streptophyta, Magnoliopsida, Santalales, Ximeniaceae.